Darwinula stevensoni is the source of this 869-nucleotide messenger RNA. NCBI's taxonomy places the organism in Eukaryota, Metazoa, Arthropoda, Ostracoda, Podocopida, Darwinulidae. The record is from the annotation of a GenBank genome assembly.
CACUCUCACCUGGAAAUACCAUCAACAAACCAGAAACCGAAGACCAGUCUGGCAGCAUGCAGGACCUUCUGAAUUUUCUGAAAGCACAGAGCCGAAAGAGAGCUCGAGCAACUGAGGACAAUGAGGACUCCAAAAAGCGAGUUCGACGGGAUAGUUCAUCUAGUUGUGAUUCCAAUGAUGCACCUGCAACUGCCCCACCUGUGUCAAUGCCAGCUUCAUUUCCAAUCAGGACUGAUGUCCCACCACCUCAAAUUCAAGUGCCAGCUUCAACACCUCUUGUAACAGACCGAAAAAGAUCUUCUGAGGCAAUUACAGAAGCCUCAUCCCCCAUCAAAACGGCUACACCCAAGCGAAGGCGUAUUGAUGUUAUUGAGGGCUCCUUGAGUUCCAGCCAGCGGGAGACCCAUAAACGUCCAGCUGGGUCAGCAGCAAUGACUCAGCGACAAAAAUUAGCUCGUGGAGGUUCGUCAGAAACUCCAGCAACAGGAAAGUGGCAGUUGGAGGAAUUCCCCGAAGGAACUCCACAGCUCUCUGCUGAGAAGGAAAAAACUUCCUCUGCUGAAACUAAAAUGCAGAAGGAGGAAGUGCAAACUCACUUUGGGCAGUCAGAAAAAGGAACACUGGGCAAGGGAAAAUCAGGCACUGUGUUGGAUGCAGGAACCCCGAAAGAUGUAACUGCAGCAAAGAAGAUAGAUGAUCAAGAGAAAGAGGGAUCCACUUCCAAGAAAGUGACACGAUUAAGAAAACCAGGAGAGGAGUAUCAAAGUCCCCUUCGUCUCCUUCCAUUGAUUCUUCCUUCUCUUGAGGAUGUGGAGAUGGAUAAAGGGAAGGAAAAAAAUCGUCUUAGCCGAAUGCUUCGAGCAUUUCAA